AUGUCGGCAUCCUUCACCCCCGCCCCCGGGGGGCAGAAGGGGCGACGGAUCCGAUGGUUCCGUGACGUGAAGCGGCGGGGAGCGGGGCCGGGCCCCGAGGAGAGCGGGGCCGCCCGUCGCCGCCCGGCCCCCGGCAAGCGUGGGGACGGCGUGGCCCUCGCCCGCCCCACGGCGGGGUGCCACCCCCCCACCCCCCCGGCGCCGUGCGGCGACGCGGCCCUGCCCACGCCGGCCGCCGAGCAGCCGUCGGGGAGGAUUAACAAAACCGCCUUCAAACUGUUCAAGAGGAGGAAAUCCGGGGGCACCAUGCCGAGCAUCUUCGGGGUGAGGAGCAAAGGCGGGGAAGGGAAAGGCGCCGGCAAAGCCGCGGGGAUGGUGCGGAGCCGGACGCACGACGGCUUGGCCGACGCCGUGCUGGAGAGCGGCAAGAAGGAGGAACCGGGCGGCGGCGGCGGCGGCGGCGGGGACCCGCAGAGCGCGGAGCCGCAGGGCCGGGCGGGCGGCGGCCCCGGCCUCUCCCCCGGCAGCGCGGUGGCCAAGUCGCACAGCUUCUUCUCCCUGCUGAGGAAGAACGGCAGGGCGGAGAGCGGCAAGGCGGAGGGCGCGGAGCAGCGGGCCGGCGGCAGACAAAAGAAGGGGCUGAAAGGCAUCUUCAGCAGCAUGCGGUGGCAUAAAAAGGACAAGAACGGCAAGGAGGAGAGGGGGGAAACCUCGGAGAUCCAGGCCGGCCUUAUUAUGCCGGGGUCUUUGACCGCCAGCCUGGAGUGCAUCAAGGAGGAGACGCCGAAACCUUUGUGUGAAACUCCGAGCGGCGCGGGGGACGUGGGGCCGGAGGCGCCGCGGGAGAAGGGCAGCGGCGAGGCCCGAGCCUCGGCCCCGGAGCCCCAGGCGGGAGGGGGGGAGACGCGGGACAGCGCCGUCCCCCCCGGGGAGGACCCUGCCGCUGGAAGGCGACCCGAGGAGCCCAGCCGGGAGCCACCGGAGCCGGGCGCCGGAGGAGAGGUUGGGACUGCGAAGGAUGCGGCCAUAACAGGUGACGUUCCAAUACCGACUAUUCCCCCUGUUGAACCUCACUGUGAUAGCGGUCAAGAGACGGCAGCCGCCCCUGACCCUUCCUCUGUUGAUCCACCCUCAGAGCAAUCGAUUGAUCGUAUUUGUUUGAUGUUUGCUGACGUGACUUCACUGAAAAGCUUUGACUCUCUUACAGGCUGCGGAGAUAUUAUUGCGGACCACGAGGAGGAUGUGGGCAGCGGGAGUGGCGGCUGCGCCAAGAGCGCCCCUGGGGCCGGCAAACUGGGGGCCUCCAAGAAGCACCCCACCAUGGUGGCCUACCAAGGAGGAGGGGAGGAGAUGGCCAGCCCGGACCAGGUGGAUGACACCUACCUGCAGGAGUUCUGGGAUAUGCUGUCGCAGACAGAGGAGACCCAGGCAGAAGCAGGAGGAGGUGGAGGAGGGGCGAAGAAGCCCGAGGGGUUGAAAGAGAACCGGGGUACCGAGGGGGCCCAGAACAGGGUGGCGGUGAAACGUGGUGGCCUCCACCAGAUCCCCAUUCACCUCAACCACAAAGAGGAGCAGAAGAGCAGGGAGAAGGAUCAGCACGAAGGCGUCCCAAACAGUGACGAGGGCUACUGGGAUUCUACCACCCCUGGGCCUGAGGAAGAUGGUUCCACAAGCAUUCAGAAGGAGACCAUUCCCAGGGACAGCUACAGUGGGGAUGCUCUCUAUGACCUCUACACUGAGCCGGAUGAGACCCCGCCAGCGGCCCCUGCAGAUGAAGGGGUCACUUGUGUGCCACGCUCCAAGCCCGUGUCUCCAAUAACAACCACGUGCUCACUGAAAACACCCUCAAGCACGCUGAGGGACUCCAAGAUACCCAUCAGCAUUAAACACCUUUCAUCACAUCCUGCCAGCCACGGAGCAGACUCCAGUAACAGCCAUCACGUUGCACACCAUCACCUGGCCAAAAGUGAGAUGCACAGAACAAAAAUCCCCGUCUCUAAAGUCCUGGUACGCCGGGUCAGUAACAGGGGCUUAGCAGGGACAACGGUGAAAGCUGCCACAUACCAGGACAGUGCCAAAAAAUAGUUGAGUAGGAGGUGGAGACAAAGUCGGACAGCAAGGUCGGUGUGUGAAAGUCUGGGUAGGAGACCACAGAUAAUGAAUUAGUUUUACAUCACCUGAAGAAAGGCACCAAAAAGGCUUACUUUACUGUGCUCCAUGGGCCUGCACUUCUGAAUCCCGUCUUACUAGACUAUAUGGCUGAAUAUAAAAUAAUCGACGUCUUUUUGAGCACUUUUUUUUUACAUUUGUAUUGUUUUUCUGCAGCUCUAAACACUGGGGAGGUUCAUUUUUACAUGCCUUUUUGGAAGCAGGACUUGGAUUAUGAACCUAACUGAGCAUCCUUCCUCGUGCAGAGCAGUGCCAUCAGUUCUUCAGGGGAACAGAGUUACAGAAGGAGCGACAGGAGAGGUUCUCCAAUACACUUAUCUUUUAAUCAUUUCUGGGGGAGGAGCGGAGGGUGGGCGCCUGGCUCCGAAAAUGGUGUUUGCUCUACGAGAUGUUGGAAAAAAAAAUACCAAGCAAAAAACGACCAACCUAACAGGUAUUUUACCUGCUGUAGGAACGAGAGCACUGCUCAGAAGCAGACUUGAUUGACUUGUGUGCAGUAGCUCACUAAGGAGUUAGGUGGACUUGUCUAGCAGGAAAACAUAUUUUUGUUUGUCUGUCUGUCUGGUUGGUUUUGAUCUGGUCUAAUGUAAAUGGGUAACAGAGACACCUGACCUAGGUUCAGAUGUUUACAUCAAUACUUGUCUGAUAACGCAUACAAUCAGGUUCAGGGAAACAUUUUACUAAAUGCCAAUAUAUACACACUGUUCACAUUUAUACAAUAACUUGCUCGCCAUGUGUAAAUAUAUACAUAUUUUAGCAGAUUUACUCAAUGCUACAGAUUUUUUAUAAAAAGAAAAAAAAAUCACCCGUCUGUAUUAUCUAGAGUUUAAGCAAGAGUUAGUUUUUAUAGGUAGAUAAUUUUACAGUUCUAAAAUGAUAGAACUUUGUGUAAGUACCUUAAAUUAGAGCAAAACUCUGUUUUGUAUGGGCUCAUGCAUCCCCAGAUAAGUAAGUCUGAAGUGCUGAUUUUAUUCCAGUGGCACAUUCCAUGGGUUGGAGCUGAGGUUCUGACAGCAUUGCCACUGCAAACCUCUAUUUUCAGGGGUUUAGACAAAGUUGCUCUGGGCUUAAACCUUACAGAGAAGGAACCCAGGAAAGAAAGGUGUUUUUUAAUUAUUAUUUUUUAAAAUAUAUAAAAUUAGUUUUUUGACUAUUUAAAGAAAGUUUGGGUUCUUGUUGCUUUUUCUUUUCAUUCUUAAUAACGUCAGAAUAAUUUUACUUUAAGAGAGAAAAAGAAAUACGGUAAGCUAGUGGUACCUAAAAUGGUCUGAUGAGCUUGUCUUCUAUGAGAAAUGUAUUAAUGGCCAGGACGUUUUUUGAACAGUGGCUACUGUACGUGGGCAUUGACAACAUUUCAAAGAAAUUUAAUAGGGUUUUAAUGUGCCUGAGGACAUAUUUUUAUGAUACACUGAAAAAGCUCCAAAAAUCACUGAAGUCUAAAGGUAAAUGUUAUCUAUUUACAAAAUAUUUUGAUAUAAGUAUUUAAUCAUCAGACCACAGUUAAUAUAAAAUAUAUGCUCCAGUGUAUCUGAAAAAUAAUAUACAUUUUAAAAAUAUACGUGUCUAUAUUAUGCAGAGAAUCCUAAAUUCACAUAAUUGAAGCUAAUGGGUCUGAUCUUACAUAGCAGUUGGUUUUAUUGUCUCUUAAAUCGAAAGAAAAAAAGGAAAAUAAAUAUACAGAAUAUACGUUUGAAGGAUAUUAAGGUUAUAGACAAACCAUAAAAAGCCGGGAAAUGCCAUAAUAAGAAUAGUCUAUAUGUAUAUGUGUGGUUCACUGGGGAAAUGACCUUAUAUUCACAAGGGUAAAAUUGGCAUCUGUUUCUGAAAUUACAGCAGGAUUUAAUACCAAACUGCAAUGCCCCAGUGACCAGGGAGAAAGCGGUGGCUUUCCCCAUCAGUCCCUGUUUUCAUGGUUUGAGGAAGAACCUUAAUACACUUCAAAGAAGACUUAUUUUAUGUGUUUUCUUUCUAAGGUGUAUGUAUGUGUGUGGUUCUCUACAUGCCUACUCACACAGACGUGUUGUACAUAUGCAUGUGUGGUCAGAACGUGCCAUCUCCUGGGGUCCGUGCCCCCCCGGGGGCAGGUGCACACCCUUGCACACUCGUGUGAACACAGCCACGCGUGCACGCUCCCAUGCACAGGCUGAGGGAAUGUGCUGUAGGUCUCUCUCCGAACACGCCGGCGGCGAUUCCCUUUGCCUGAGAAAGGGAUUUGCAUUUGGCCUGGCUCUGCUUGUGCAUUUUAGAAAGUUCAAGCUGAAAUAAUACCCUGGAAAGGAUGAAUGUACAGAGCAUGGAAUAUCAUCCUGGUCCUCAGCCCUAAACCUAACAAACAGCCCUGUUUCUGUUCUUCUGUUUCCAUUUGACUGGAAGGGACACAUCUUUCCUUGCAUGCCAACUCUGCAGAAAAAUCAUAAUUCCCCAUUUUGUUGUAAGGACAAACAGUGCAGAGAUUCUAUAGGGCACUGGAAGUUGAGAGGGAGGGAGGACGUGGUGAGCUUGGGGGAGUACCCUCAAAUCUGGAGGCACUGAGAGCAGGUAGUAGGGGUGGUGCAUCUUUAAAAGCACUAGAGGAUAGGAGCUACCGUCUCUACAGGACUGGUGUGUGGCUAAUUAUUCCUCAUAUGCAUUUUGUUUGCGUUGUGGCAUGUCUGUAUUGAGAAACCAAUGGAGUGACGCUAGACUAGCUCCCUCUCGCCUAAUGACUAACACGAAUCAUCAUUAAAAUGCUUUGGCUUCCCUUCAUUUUUCUCUCUCUCCUUUGUUUUCCGCCCUGUUUUUCCUCCCUCCUCUGCAUGCUGGUGGGGGGGGCUUCCUCCUCGGUGGGACCCCCCCGGUGUGGAGCGGGGAGCCCCAGGGUUGGGGACGGGGUGGGAGGGUGGCCCAGGUGCUCCCCGGCUGCUCUCUCCAUCUUUCUAUCCCAUACCCAGCCUUCGUGCAUUUUGCAAAUCUCUUGGCGGUUCGUUUGGCUGCUUGCUAUGUACAUAUUUUAAGGACAAUCAUAUCCUUAAAAGGAAAAUGGGAAAGUGGCUUGUGGUAGGGCGUCAGCAUUUUGACUCCUUGCGACAUAACUGACGUUGAUUCAGGGUAAUGGUUGUGUGAGAGUUAAAAUGCAAUUUAAUGCUCAAAUUAACUUUGUAUUUAUAAAACUCACUUUUGUCUUUAAGCCAUCUAUGUUUUUUUAUGUCAGAAGGUCAUAGAAAAUUUAAUAUUUGGUAGGGCUUUCAAUUUUCAUAGAAAUAUAUUUGUAUAACUCCACACAAUGCCGAAAACAAUCAUUGGAAGGAGGUUCAGAGGCUUUCUUUAGACCUAGAUUUAAUUCCCAAAAGAUCCCUGCAAAAUACUGUGAGAUGCCUAAGAACAAACAGUUAAUGGUUUGCUGGAUUUAAAGGCUGAGACAUAAAGAGGUAAUAGUCCUGAGGCAUUCUGUAAUGCUUUGCAUUCUUAUUUAUGUUACCCUGUUCAAGCAUAUAUUUUCUUUGGCUUUGGUAGGUAUCGAGGUAGAAGUGGUGUUCUGAGUCCCAAAGAUAACAUUCCCAAUGCUGUCGUCUUUUUUAUUUUCUUAAAGAAUACUUUUCUUUAUUUGUUUUAUUUGUUAUUUUGUGGUCUGAACAAUGCUUUGUAAUUAUCAGCUUGUAUGUAAUUCAUAAAGGAUUUUAUAGAUCAGGACUUGCCAUUUAGUUCUAUAUGUACUCUUUGCACUUUCAGGUCACUACUGGUAAAUUUUGUAUGUUCUUAGGGUAUUUCUAUAUAUUGCAUAGUGUUUUAUAGCUAUCUACAGUGAUUUCAGUGGUAUACAUUCCUGUCCUAUAUAUCAGCACAAAAGAUUUCCUUUCCGUAGCAUGAAAUGAUGUUUUUGUGGACUUCUUUUGUCAUGAGAGGAGUUACAUUUCCUGUACUGUAUGUGUGGCCUGCAGCAGAUAUAAAGGGUCUUAUUUUCCCUGUAGUGCGUAUGCAUUUUGCUCUUGCCAGUAAUAGGACUCAAGCACACGUAGUAGGUUUCAGAAGAAAUUCCAUGACUAGAAUAAGAAAAAUCUACGUUCAGUCUUAUUCCAUCAAUCACCAGCAUUUUCUUCAUCCACUGUGAAUAUCCUCACCGCCAUUCAGGGUAGUAGAGGACUGAAUCUUUAAAAUUACAUGCAGAGAUGUACACUAUGAAAAUUAAUUCACUGAUUAUUUUUUAAUGACUCUUACUAAAUUAUUUAUCUAAGCUAAGCGAAUAUUGCACCAAAGUCUUCAAAACGUCUGAUACAGAUGGCAUUUUCAGUAAGAUGCCCUAAGUGCAGAUGAGCCAAAUUAACAGGCUUUGCUUUGCAAAGCAAAACCUUGUUUUUCCUUAAAUUUGUAGUACUGGGUGAGCUUGCAGAUCAAAGGGAGCCAUUGAUUCUGCUACAUGGCCAUGCUCAGAGGUUUUUUCCCCCCCUGUUCUAAUGGACUACUUUCAGAAAAGGCUUCUCAGCAAGAUAAUGGCAUGAAAGAGACAGUUCACAGUAACAAUAGCCACUUACAAGGCAGAUGGUUAUCUAACAGCCACAAUGGGGGACUCGGAGCAAGGUGGCCUGAAAAUGUAUUUUCGUAGUUAUUGAUAUGAAAGGCUGAGGCUUCUGUCUUGGAAAAACAAAUUGACACUGACUCACAGACGCUGCAGAAAUGAGUCUUGGCAGAGUUUACACGUGACAGCUUCUGCAGGUUUUUAAUUUCCUUUAUUUUGGCUCUUCCUUUUUUGUUGUUGUUUUUGCUUUGUUUAUGUUUUCAUUGUGGUGACAUAACCCCACGUGUCGGGCAGAAUUGCACAAUAACUGACUCUUCUGAGAUUCAAUGCUGAGAAUACACUGUCAGUUGUCCUCAGUGGCCUGGGACUGCUCCCCACUGAACAUCCCUCCCUUGCAUUGAGGAAUGGGAGGGAUGAGAUGAUGGGAUUCCCUUGUCAUGAGCCCAUGGGCUGUUUACUGUGAGCGGGACAUAUCCGAAUCUCUCUUGCUGGUUGUGUUCAGGGGACGGUUUGUUUUUAAUCUGACUCACAGAAAUUUUUGAGCUCAUCAUUAGCACACAUGUUGUCUUCCCCGUGAGCAUCUUGGCUAGGAGCGGUCAGCAUUGAUUGGUGUUUCCUAGGACUGUUUCUUGUAGAGAGAAAUGGAAGAAGUUGCUAUAUGCAAGGGAAUAAGAGCUAUAUCCACUCAAUCCACAUCCUGGGGGCCUUUAUUCCUGCAAAAGCAGGUUGUUAAAGCUCUUCCUGCCUUAGAGGGCUUCUCCAUGCAAAACAGUGAGAACUAUUGCCUGGGACCACUUUUUUUUCCCCCCUCUGUCUUUUGUUCCCUCUCAGCCAUACUGCAGUAGCUUGGGAAACAGAAUUUUGACCUAUCCCUCCGGCACUAGAAAAGAGGAGCUGCUGCCAGUGUGUUCUUCAAGGGGGCUUUGCUCCUACUCGGUCUGGAAAAAAUGAAUUCACUUUCAGAAGAAACUGCAAAGGUAUUUAAAACUGAGAUCUCUGCUGUGUGAUCUCAUACACGUGGGUGAGAAUGUUGAGUGAUAUUUUGCAUAGAGUGGAAUAUAUCCCUCCACUUUCCUGUUGUGGACCAUCUAGCAAAUCUAGCGGGGAAGCAUGUCGCUCUUCUGGGAAAGCCCAGAAGCUGUUUGUUAUGGAGACUGUGCCCAGAUUUUCUUUUUCUUUGGUAAGAACUGCUUUUCUUUUUCCUCUGUGUAUAUAAUUCAAUAAAUAGAACCAAAGUUGCAGUGGAGAGAGGAAAAGGUUACGUACUCCACAGGGCAAGGAGUUUAAACUGCUAGGCUGAGAGGUUUCUUGUAGCAGUGGCUAAAAGAAGAUUGCUUUGCCUCCUGUAACAUCACAUGCAAGCAAUGCUCAGAAAUAGAAGCUGAUGCAGCUAUGGCCACAAACCUAAAAAACACCGAGAAAACAUGACAAUCUCCUUCUAAGGCCCAUUUGUUCUGUGGCAAAGCUUCCACUGACUCCAGUAAGAACUGGAGAAGGUCCUUAAUCUCUUAAUCUGGAAGGAAAUAGGAAGUGGUUCUUAAAUAAGUCUUCCCUUUUUUUAAAGAUGAACGUUAUUCAGGUGAUUGUGCAGUCUUUUAUAUUAUUGUAGCAGUAUUUUCACUGAUCUGAACGCAAAACAUGUCUUUCUGUUGUUCUUCCAUCUUAACAAGCAGCCACUCCCGCGUGUAACUCCAGUGCUCAGCAUGUUUAAAUUACAGCUAACACAAUCACUGCCUUCCUUAAUUUAACUUGUGAUGGCAAAACCAGGACCAGAUCCUUUCCAAAGCGCUAAAACCCCUUCUUAUUGUGUUAUUGUUCUUGUUUCUUGAUACGGUAACUAAUGAUGCCUCCCUUUAAUGUUUCACAGCCACAUCUUAAAUCUGUUUUUAGGGAGACCGGUGUGUAGGUACUGAAUGGUAAGAACUUUAACAUUUUUAUUAUUUUGGGUGAUGUUGCAUCAAAACAGUUGCUAUUUCAGUAUCAGGUUGUUUCUAUGGGCUUUUUAUGUAGAUGCAUUGGAAGCUUUGAACAUAAUGUGCUCGUAAAAGAAAAUUGGCUACAUCUGCUUUGAAUUAAGCCUGACCUUAAAAUGCAAAAGCUUCACAUCUGGUGAUGUUUCUUGCUUAAUGGCAGCAAAGGGGAAGGUCUGCCCCAACUCACCUGCACCCCACGGAUUUGGGGUGCCAGGCACUGUCAGCGGGAGAAUUUGCUGUCUGACCCUGCCCUGUGGUCCCUCCAGAGGGUCCCAGGGUGUCACCGUGUGGAGGUGUCUGCCAGGUUGGACAGCAGCAGGCAAAGCCAGGAUGGUGGUGCUGUGCCAGGAUAGGAGGGUUGAUAGGGUGGCUGGGAGAUGGGGUGAAAGCAGGGGCUGGACCUCUGGUCUCUGUGGAAAAAGAAUUAAACAUACGCCUAUAAAAUCUGGCUACUGUUUUUUUUUCUCCUUGCAUUAGUGCUUGGAUUGCUGUGUUACACUGAGUUAGGAACCAGAGUCUGGGUGUGUUAAGUCAGUGCUCCUGCCAGUGGACAACAGUGUGACUGCUCUCAUCAACACCUGAGCAGUUCUGAAGGCAGUUUUAGCACGGAGACUUCCACAAAUCCCCUGCAGCCCAGCACUGACCUGACCCAUGGCAUCUUGCUGCUCUUCCAUCCUCGUUUUUCCAGGGGGUGUGAUGACCCAAGCCCUUGGCAGGGUAGUGAGCACUGGCUGCACCUUUGCAGCCCAAGGGCAGGCGUGCAGGGGAGUGUAAGGCACACUGUGCAGCAGCACUGGAUCCUAGCUAGAGCCCAAGGAACUUUCUGCAGCACGUGGCUUGGUAAAAGCAAGAUUAUCCUGCUUUUCAAAAGAGGGAGCAAGGCUGAAGCUGUUGCCUUUGUGGAAAUUUGAAGCAAAUCCUCUGCCAUGGGACAGAUUGUAACAGCUGGACAAUGUCUCAGUCCACCAGUCUGAAAUCAGUGGAUCUAUUAGCGGUGUUGGUUGUUAUUGAGUGGAGAUCCUGUAAUUUGGCCCCAUCUGAAUUUUCCUUGCUGUGUUUGUCAGCAGAGUGUGUCUCGGAACAGCUCUGGUGUUGAGGCUUGUGGCCCCGUUGAAAUGGGGGAUGAGGUAUGAAGGUGGCUGGUGGAAAAUGCAGAUUCAGUAAGUCCAGUAAAAACACAGCCUGGCUUCAGUCUUUUAUCACAGCCCAAUUCUGCUUAAAUAUCAUGGUUUGCCUGAGGAAAAUGUAGCAGGGAGUGCUCCACACUGCAUCUGACAAACCGAUGCUCUCGAGGUUUCCUAUGUGUGAAAGGACAGAUGUGUCCUGUUACAAGUCACUUAACCUGUUCCUAUAAGACGUGUUAUAGCUGACAGAUCACUGUUAAUUGCAAUUUCCCCUCGUAUCUUUGGUGCCAGGCACCUCCAGUAAGGUAGAAUACAAACUAUUCAAGAUAAUGAGUGAGUAAACCAGAACUCCUCUCUCUUCUUAUCUAAACGGUUUGCUAAUAAUCUGACGAGUCUGUGUGCAGCAACUUUUUAUUAGUGAAGGCUCACAACGCUCCGGGGGGUGUUUUUAUAACAGACUGUUAGACACACUCUGCUCCUUUCCACUUCUGCAAACUUCGAUGAGUAUGUGUCUCCUCCAAUCACUGUAUUUACAACCUAACUGAUAGCAAUAGAUGUCUUUCUUCCCUGGCAGUUCACAAGGAUAUACUAAUCAGUGUUUAUUAUAUUUUUAAUUCUGUAAAUAUUUAUUUUGGUACUCUGUGUAUUUAUUGGCACUGAUUCUGGUGUUUGCUUAUGUGUCAUUGUAAAUGUUGAUGGUUUCAAUAGUCUUGCUUCUAAUGAAUGUAAGGAACUCAGACUAACUGCACUUUUCUUCCAUUCAAAAAUCUUACAGUGAAAAAUAUUCCCACUGUCAUAUUAUGUGUUAUAAUGAAUACAGUUAAUAAAAUCAGUUGUCACUUUUCAUUGA
Calidris pugnax (ruff) is the source of this 10608-nucleotide messenger RNA. RefSeq names its product APC membrane recruitment protein 2 (gene AMER2). The transcript has 3 exons. Gene Ontology annotation, biological process: regulation of canonical Wnt signaling pathway. The record is from RefSeq and is a predicted model, not a curated record. Lineage: Eukaryota; Metazoa; Chordata; Aves; Charadriiformes; Scolopacidae. Gene Ontology annotation, cellular component: plasma membrane. Gene Ontology annotation, molecular function: phosphatidylinositol-4,5-bisphosphate binding; beta-catenin binding. The coding region runs from base 1 to 2085 and encodes 694 amino acids.